This is a messenger RNA of Ananas comosus (pineapple), 731 nucleotides long. RefSeq names its product monothiol glutaredoxin-S6. The coding region runs from base 69 to 503 and encodes 144 amino acids. Lineage: Eukaryota; Viridiplantae; Streptophyta; Magnoliopsida; Poales; Bromeliaceae. Gene Ontology annotation, biological process: cellular response to oxidative stress. The transcript has 4 exons. Gene Ontology annotation, molecular function: glutathione disulfide oxidoreductase activity. The record is from RefSeq and is a predicted model, not a curated record. Gene Ontology annotation, cellular component: cytoplasm.
UCUAAAUUUCCGGUACAUUCGCCCGAGGCGUACGAGAACGAUACCCUCCAACGCCGCCACCGCGAUCGAUGGCGCCGCGCGGUGCGCCGAGCGCCGCCGCUCUCCGCCGCCGCCGCACGGCGGCGCCGCUCGCUUCCGCGGCGGCGCUGGUGAUGCUGCUGUGGCUCUCGCCGGAGCCCGCCGGAGCCGUCAACUCCGCCGCCGCCUUCGUCCAAAACGCCGUCUACUCCAAUCGCAUCGCCAUCUUCUCCAAAUCCUAUUGCCCGUACUCCAUCCGCGCUAAGCGCAUAUUUCGUCAACUGCAGGAGAAGCCAUUUGUUGUAGAACUUGAUCGCAGAGUUGAUGGAUGGGAGAUCCAAAAUGUUCUUCUAGAUUUAGUUGGCCGAAGCACCGUCCCGCAAGUUUUUGUUAACGGCCAGUAUAUUGGUGGUUCAGAUGAAACAGUCAAGGCACUCAAGAAUGGGCAACUUGAGAAACUUCUUGGGAGAAGUCGAUCGUACUAAAACGUGGUUUCAAGGUGAUGAGCACAUAAAAUGUUCUCUUGGAAUUUAAAAGAUUAUGGUGGGUAGGAUUGAUGGUGGUUAGGAUUGACAAGACUUCGUUUGUUGGUAUUAAUACUUGAAGAAACGUUUGUUUUUGAUGCCAUGAAGUGUAAAAAAUUUAGUGGAUACAUAGCGUGUUGCUUAUUUUCUAGUGUAAUAUUAGAAAUUUAGCCUGCUUGUGAUUGCUAA